Messenger RNA from Paramacrobiotus metropolitanus, 2074 nucleotides. RefSeq lists its product as uncharacterized. Lineage: Eukaryota; Metazoa; Tardigrada; Eutardigrada; Parachela; Macrobiotidae. The record is from RefSeq and is a predicted model, not a curated record. The coding region runs from base 211 to 2067 and encodes 618 amino acids. The transcript has 3 exons.
UGUUUCUACAGUGCUCCAGUUUAAUUCACUCGCUGCUUACGGAACCGCUUACGUUAUCCGAGAACGGACAAUCUAGAACUCCCGUAAAGUCAUUUGCGCUAAUUGAGAUAGACAGCAGUGGUGGUAAAAAAAGUUAUUUCACACUUUAAAAUUACAGUACUGUAGCUGCUUAGAACCAUCACCAGCAAACGGAGCACUCCAGUGUCAGCCAUGGUGGACGCAGUAUGCUUCAGCAACAGUGUGGAUGUUCUGGGAGACGACAGCCUGCUGCGCUACGGGCGCGUCGUGGACGUGGCCAAGACCGGGCUCUUCAUCGACUUCCUCUGUCCCCAACGACGACGCGAGUUCACGCCAUUCAGUCAGGUUUUCUUACGUGAUACAUCAGUUGCUGCGCUUAUCGAUUCUCUUAUAACUCACGGUCACGGACCUUGCGGUUUUUCCAAACUUCGCGGUCUGACCAAACCUGUGGAGCUACUGGUACGGGAGACUGCGUCCGGAUCAUGGAUGUGGUUACCGGCCGAAGUUCUCAACUUGACGGACGGUAUUCCAAACUCCCAGGAUGACGUGGCCGUCGCUAAAUGGUGGAACAACGGACGCUGGUGCGUAGAUAUUUUCCCACGGAAUCGGACUCGUUCCCGAACGGGGAUGCAAUGGUGGACGAAAAUCGGUCGGCCGAUUCCAGCUGCGUAUCUGUCCGAUUCUAUGGGAUCUGACGUUCGCGAUAAGCAGCCUGUGAUGGUGGGCGAAGAGGAUUAUCAAAUGUGGAGCGUGCAGUUGCCGGAAACUAACGGCCGUCUCUCCGUCGAAGAUGUACUUAAACGCGUGCAAAGCGAUAAAUGGGUGCUACUAGAGCACGAGAGGAUAGCGGCUUGCGUUGAGAUCGCCAACGGACAUUUGUGGUACAUUGUUCGACGGAACAAGGAAAAGGAUGGCGUGUCUUUCGCGAAAUCUUGUGAAUGGUUCGGAAUAGAACUGAUUCAGCGUCUUCCACUGAUAAUGGCAACGACGGAUGGAAACAUCGAGGGUGACAUCGGCGCACUAUCACUGGAUUUGUUGCUGAACGCGUUUUCGGUACUGGAAACCCUGAAGCAAACCGAAUUGCGCGCCGUGUGUGCUAAGUGGGACGCCCUCUUGCAAUCGCCGCAGCUGACCAGUACUAUAAUUGUGAAGAGCUAUGGACGAAAUCUGUUGGAGGGAUGUGGCCAUUCCAUGCGCGUCUACCUGCUGACGUCUCCUAUUUUUAAAUGCCUUCGUUCCACGACCAGGCGGAUCAUUGUGGCAUCCCGGGGACGGAUCCUGCACGAACGUGAUUACUGUACAAUUUUCGCCAUGAUCGGUUUUGUUGCGCGCCAUAACGCCGGCAUUCAUCUGACCGCCAUCCAUUUGGUGGGCGGACGUUUCGAACUGCUGAUGGGAUCAGGGAAGGACAACGUACACUACGCCGAAUGCUAUUCACAUCUGCCGGAAAACCUGUCCUCUGACAAGUACAAAUUCACGGAGCGCCACUUUCGCUUGAUCGAUUUCGUGGGAACUUUGCGCGGCAGUCCGUGUGAUGUCAUCUCCUUGGUCAAGUGUGUAGUGCAGCUGGAGUACCGAAGUCCAAUCAGUAACUAUGAAUUUUCACGGCCCAAGCUGCUGAUCAGUGUUAUCGCGGGGCGGGCGUCAACGACGGAUGAUGUGGGUAGCGCGAUGUGGAAUGUUCUGGAGGAUGCACUGCCGGCGGUGACUGACGAGCAGUUUCAGAUGCUGGGACGAUAUCUAACUGUGCUGGCCGUCCACGGGAACGCUGAUGAUUUCUUGCAACGGGGCGCAAAUUCAAACCGCCAGAUGUUGUGUACUGUGCAGACCGCUGAUCCGCGGGAGACCGUGUAUUGUCGCGGAAAGCAUUGGUGCGUGGAUGGACUGCAGGAUUUGGAGCUGGAGAAAGUGUCCCGAAUCACGCUGCACUUUCUGAUGCAAAUGGCGCGAUUGCAGUGUCGGUUCUGGCCAGGCUGUGUCCAUCGUGCUUUACGUGGUCUGCAGAUCGCUGAUUGGCCUGAUGUCGUCGCGUAUUUCCGCAGUUUUUGAUGGGAAA